This is a messenger RNA of Ziziphus jujuba (common jujube), 1616 nucleotides long. RefSeq lists its product as uncharacterized. Gene Ontology annotation, cellular component: eukaryotic translation initiation factor 2B complex. Bases 193 to 1407 code for a protein of 404 amino acids. Gene Ontology annotation, biological process: translational initiation. The record is from RefSeq and is a predicted model, not a curated record. The transcript has 5 exons. NCBI's taxonomy places the organism in Eukaryota, Viridiplantae, Streptophyta, Magnoliopsida, Rosales, Rhamnaceae. Gene Ontology annotation, molecular function: guanyl-nucleotide exchange factor activity; translation initiation factor activity.
ACAUGGAAAUACCAUAAAAACGACGACGUUAGAGGACCAUAUUAAUUUCGGUGAUUUUUUUUUUUUUUUUUUUUGAUUCACAAAAAACACACAGCUCACCGGAAUCUCUGGGUUUGCAACGGAAUUGAUUCAGGCAACGAAGAGCAUACGAAUAGUGACCCACCAUAAUAUUAUCGGACAGAUUAUUAAUAAAUGUGGUGGAGAUCAGCCUCUUUCAUUCUCGACAGACAACUUCAAGACGACGCCGCUUCGUCUUCGAAACCUGAAUCUCUCUCUCUUUCACCACCCCAUUUUUCCUCCAUGGCCGAUUCCUUCCACAACCCUAACCCUAACCCUAACUCUACCGAUACUAUUUCCGCCUAUUACCAGACCAGGGCGGCUCACCAUGGUGUUGUCACCAGCGACUGGCUAGCUCAGGCCCAGGCCGCUGUCGGCGGCCACGGGGACGAUCAAGCCGUUCCGGAUCCCGAAUCCCGACCGGUCUCUGGGGAGCAGGGAAAGCCAUUCUGCGUCAUCGAUGAGUUCAAUAACUGGCGGAAGCAGCCCGAUUUGGCUGAGGCUGUUGCGGCGAUUAGGGCUUUGGCGGCGGUUAUCAGGUCCAGUGAGGCCACCACCAUGAUGGAGCUUGAAAUUGAGCUUAAAAAGGCCUCCGAUUCCCUUAAAUCAUGGGACACCACCUCUAUCUCUUUGACAGCAGGAUGUGAUAUUUUCAUACGCUACGUAACUAGGACUUCAGCUCUAGAAUAUGAGGAUUUUAAUUCUGCCAAGUCUCGUUUGAUUGAACGUGCAGAAAGGUUUGGGGAGAUAUCAUACAAGGCACGGAGAAUCAUUGCGAUGCUUAGUCAAGACUUCAUAUUUGAUGGAUGUACCAUUUUGGUCCAUGGUUUCUCUAGAGUUGUUCUGGAAGUUCUCAAGACUGCAGCACAGAACAAGAAACUUUUUCGAGUUUUCUGCACAGAGGGAAGACCAGACAGGACGGGUUUACGAUUAUCGAAUGAGCUUACUAAGCUUGAUGUUCCUGUGAAGCUCCUUAUAGACUCUGCAGUGGCAUAUACCAUGGACGAGGUUGACAUGGUAUUUGUGGGGGCGGAUGGAGUGGUGGAAAGUGGAGGAAUUAUUAACAUGAUGGGGACAUACCAAAUUGCAUUGGUGGCUCACAGCAUGAAUAAACCAGUUUAUGUGGCUGCCGAAAGCUACAAGUUUGCUCGUCUUUAUCCAUUGGAUCAGAAAGACAUGGCGCCUGCAUUACGUCCCAUUGAUUUUGGGGUGCCUAUCCCAUCGAGGGUUGAGGUUGAAAAGUCAGCACGGGAUUACACUCCUCCACAAUAUCUUACACUACUUUUCACAGAUUUAGGUGUUCUGACUCCAUCGGUGGUCAGCGAUGAGCUCAUCCAGCUAUACUUGUAGCAGCCACACUGGAAAUGUAAUUUUCAUUUUACUUCAUAUAGGAAAGAUGCUAAUGCCAUGGUGUUUACUUUGCUUGAAUGUUCAACUUGGAACAAAUUUUGGUGGAUAUGUAUAUGGUUGAAUCAUUUGAGACGUGUUUGAUGUAUGGGUAGUAGAUGUUUUCAGGUAACUUUUUGUUAGCAUUGAGAUUGCAUGGUUGACUCUUUCAA